AUGGAUUUGAAACACGAGGUGGCUUAUCGGGGGAUACCCAGCCAGAGCUUGGUGAAGGCGGAGCCUGGAGUCAGCCAUAACGGCCACAACGGCCACGUGAGAGACUGGAUGGCGGGCGGAGGCUCUCCCUCGCCGGCCGCUGGCCAACCACAACCUAAUGGCUACUCCUCACCACUAUCUUCAGGCAGCUACGGACCUUAUAGUCCUAACGGAAAAAUAGGUAAGCAACCUUCAUACAGUCGAGUCCUUGUAACUAAGAGGUCGUCGACCUCUGCUGGUAGUCCGAAUCUAUUCGACGUAGGUGACAUAGCUGACCCAGGUCGGGCUAGGACGUGGCCAUCUCGCAUACUGUUAGCGGCAUUCCGCUGCUGCAAUGCAAUAAAAGCUCGGGAUACAAGAUGA
This is a messenger RNA of Danaus chrysippus (African queen), 402 nucleotides long. The record is from the annotation of a GenBank genome assembly. Lineage: Eukaryota; Metazoa; Arthropoda; Insecta; Lepidoptera; Nymphalidae.